ACACACACACAAGUACUUCCCUUCAUUCCUCUUCAUUAAUCAUCAUGUGUGUUUCAAUUUCAAAUCCUUCCUCUGCCCCUGCAACCAGUUGCCCGCCGCCACCGCCGCCGACAUCACCAUCGGAAUUACUUCAGUUUUUUGAUGUUUUCCCCAAAAAACAGCCGCCGCAGCCGAAGCAGCAGUUGUUCUCAUGUUCGGAGAUUGUAACGGAAGCAAAAUCUUUGUUCUCAUUGGCUUUCCCGAUUGCUUUAACGGCACUCAUAAUCUAUUCUCGUUCAAUCAUUUCCAUGCUUUUUCUCGGCCGGCUUGGUGACGUGGAACUCGCCGCCGGUUCACUUGCCAUCGCCUUCGCUAAUAUUACUGGUUACUCUGUUCUCUCUGGUUUGGCUUUAGGGAUGGAGCCACUCUGUUCCCAAGCCUUCGGCGCCCACCGUCCGAAGCUCCUCUCUUUAACCCUUCACCGUUCGGUAAUUUUUCUUCUUGUGUGUUCAAUACCCAUUUCUUUACUGUGGGUAAAAAUGGCCAAAAUCCUCCUCUUCCUCCGUCAAGAUCCGACCAUCACAGAAAUGGCGCAGACCUAUUUGGUUUUCUCUCUCCCGGAUCUUAUCACCAAUUCUUUCAUUAACCCAAUCAGAAUUUACCUUCGCGCUCAGGGCAUCACCGUCCCGCUCACUUUAGCGUCGCUCGGGGGGGCUCUAUGUCACGUGCCGAUCAAUUUCCUGUUGGUUAGUUAUUAUAAGUUUGGGGUAGCCGGCGUGGCAGCCUCGGCGGCGGCUACGAAUUUUUUAGUGUUGGUUUUUUUGGUGCUGUACGUCGUCGUUUCAGGUGUUCACGCUCCGACGUGGACGACACCGAGCCGGGAAUGUUUGACUGGUUGGAAGCCGCUUUUGGAGCUAGCUGCGCCGAGCUGUAUAUCGGUUUGCUUGGAGUGGUGGUGGUACGAGAUUAUGAUCGUGUUGUGUGGGCUUCUUGUGGACCCCAAAGCAACCGUUGCCUCAAUGGGAGUAUUGAUACAAACGACGUCGUUGAUUUAUAUUUUUCCGUCGUCUCUUGGAUUUGCUGUUUCUACACGCGUCGGGAACGAGCUAGGCGGGAGCCGGCCACAGAAGGCAAAGCUCUCUGCCGUGGUUGCGGUGUUUAUGGCGGCGAUGAUGGGGUUGGGAGCUACGUCGUUUGCUACGGGGAUGAGGAAUAAGUGGGCUAGAAUGUUCACCGACGACCGCGAGAUUCUCCGGCUGACAUCUGUGGCACUGCCGAUUUUGGGACUGUGUGAGCUCGGAAACUGCCCACAGACAGUCGGAUGCGGCGUAUUGAGAGGAUGCGCGCGGCCGUCUGCAGCGGCGAAUAUAAACCUCGGCGCGUUUUACGGCGUCGGAAUGCCGGUAGCGGUUGGGCUUGCGUUCAGAUUAGGGGUUGGGUUUUGCGGGCUUUGGUUGGGCCUCUUGUCGGCCCAAGUCUGUUGUGCUGGGCUCAUGUUGUAUGUGAUCGGAACCACUGACUGGGACUUUCAAGCUUGUAGGUCCCACGUGCUGACGUGUACCGCGGGUGAUGAAUUACCCUUGAUUUCUCCGCCCAACACAUAAUUCUUCUUAAUUUACACCAAAUUGUAAACCAAUUUAAUUUCUCAAC
Messenger RNA from Cucurbita moschata (crookneck pumpkin), 1629 nucleotides. RefSeq names its product protein DETOXIFICATION 51-like. The record is from RefSeq and is a predicted model, not a curated record. Gene Ontology annotation, cellular component: membrane. NCBI's taxonomy places the organism in Eukaryota, Viridiplantae, Streptophyta, Magnoliopsida, Cucurbitales, Cucurbitaceae. Bases 45 to 1583 code for a protein of 512 amino acids. Gene Ontology annotation, biological process: xenobiotic detoxification by transmembrane export across the plasma membrane. The transcript has a single exon. Gene Ontology annotation, molecular function: antiporter activity; xenobiotic transmembrane transporter activity.